AUGUCCCACAACAGCGGUAUGCACGGAGCCGGCCAGUCCAGCGUCGGCCACGCCCCUAUCUACGAAGCCGGCGACCAGCGCAACGAGCCCCAGUCCGUCAUCAACGAGCGCGAGCGCUACAAGGAGGGCACGCAGGGCAGCCACAAGAACCUUGAUUCUAAGGACCAGCGCUCAAUUGCCAACAAGCUGGCCUCGCAGGAGGGUAAGGCCAACCCUUCGCACCACCACAACGAGGACGUCAACCCGGAGGCGGAGUUGAGCAAGAAUGAUCCCACGAAGCCGGCUCAAAUACACGGCAACAAGCCUUCCAAGGGUGCUCAAAUCGAUCGCGAGCUGCAGAUGGAGGAUGAGCAGCGACUGCGCGAGAAAGGCGUCAAGAAAUAG
This is a messenger RNA of Penicillium riverlandense, 384 nucleotides long. RefSeq lists its product as uncharacterized. The transcript has 2 exons. Bases 1 to 384 code for a protein of 127 amino acids. NCBI's taxonomy places the organism in Eukaryota, Fungi, Ascomycota, Eurotiomycetes, Eurotiales, Aspergillaceae. The record is from RefSeq and is a predicted model, not a curated record.